AUGAACAAAUUAAUUAUAGUUGUACUUCUUGGAUUGGCAUCUGCAUAAUUGCAAAGUGUUUAAACCCUAAAUGUUACUUAAUAUUUAGGUAACUGGUAUGAAGUAGCCAGUAGUCCUUGGGUUCAUUUAACAUUUGAAAAAGAUGCUUAUUGCACUAGAGCUACUUAUGGUUUAUAAUCAGAUGGAAAUUUAAGUGUUUUAAAUAUGGAGAGAUAUGGAUCUCCUACAGGUGAAGUGAAAGAAAUAACUGGUUAUGCUUACAUUCCAAAUCCAGAAUAACCAGGUUAAUUAAAAGUACAUUUAGAUGGAGCACCAUUUGAAUAUGCUGAUUAUUGGAUUGUUUAAUUAGGACCAGUCAAAAAUGACUAAUAUUAAUGGGUUAUUGUAAGUGAACCAACUAAAUUCUUUAUGUGGGUAUUAGCCAGAGAUCCAGUUGAAUACAACUUAUUGUAUGCAACAUAAGUCUAGAAUACAGUAUCUAAUACUCUAUAAUUCGAUGGACGUUUCAAUUAAUAUGUAGCUAGACCAUGGACUGGAUGUAUUCCAUAUGGUGAUGCUUAAUGAACAACAUUUGAUAUCAUUAUAUAUAAAUUAAGACUUAUUAGUUCUCAAGAAUAUUCUUAAAAUUAUUAUAUAUAAAUCUAAUUUAAAUUAUUAUUUAAAUCCUAUCUAUAUAUAUCAAUAUCAUUUCUUAUAAAGUUAUCUAAUAUCUCUCUAUUUUAUAUUAAAUUAUCACUUCAUCACUUCUCUAAUAUUAUUAUUAUU
Molecule: messenger RNA, 765 nt
Organism: Paramecium sonneborni
Lineage: Eukaryota; Ciliophora; Oligohymenophorea; Peniculida; Parameciidae
Source: the annotation of a GenBank genome assembly